Molecule: messenger RNA, 1086 nt
Organism: Macrosiphum euphorbiae (potato aphid)
Lineage: Eukaryota; Metazoa; Arthropoda; Insecta; Hemiptera; Aphididae
Source: the annotation of a GenBank genome assembly
AUGGAAGGUGUUAACAAUGGUUUAAAUAGUAGUAGAAAAGUAGCACUAAUCACAGGAAUCACUGGUCAGGAUGGAUCAUACCUAGCUGAAUUGUUGCUAGAUAAAGGAUAUGAAGUUCACGGUAUUAUUCGGCGUUCGAGCACAUUCAACACGGGUCGCAUUGAACAUCUCUACUUAGAUCCUAAAUCACAUAUGGAAGGUAAAAUGAAACUUCAUUAUGGUGACAUGACUGACAGUAGUUGUCUAGUGAGAAUUAUAGGAAUGGUGAAACCUACUGAAGUAUAUAAUUUAGCAGCUCAAAGUCAUGUUAAGGUUUCAUUUGAACUAAGUGAAUAUACAGCUGAAGUAGAUGGAGUUGGAACUCUCAGGUUACUAGACGCCAUUAGAGCAUGUCAACUAGAAAACAGCGUACGUUUUUAUCAAGCUUCUACUUCAGAGUUGUACGGAAAAGUUGUUGAAAUACCUCAAAAAGAAACUACUCCAUUUUACCCUAGAUCUCCUUAUGCAUGUGCCAAAUUAUAUGCUUAUUGGAUUGUGACAAACUAUCGAGAAGCAUAUAAUAUGUAUGCUUGCAAUGGAAUUCUGUUCAACCAUGAGAGUCCAAGGAGAGGAGAAAACUUUGUUACUAGAAAAAUUACUAGAUCGGUAGCAAAAAUAGCGAUUGGUUCAUUGGAUUGUAUACAACUAGGAAACUUAGACUCUAAACGCGACUGGGGUCAUGCCAAAGAUUAUGUUGUAGCAAUGUGGUUAAUGUUACAACAGAAUGUACCUCAAGAUUUUGUGAUUGCUACUGGUGAAAUGCAUAGUAUUAGAGAGUUUGUAGAAAAAUCAUUCAAGCACAUUGGUAAAACAAUUAUUUGGGAAGGAACAGGGUUGAAUGAAGUGGGAAAAGAAGAAUCUACCAAUGUCAUACGUGUGAAAGUGAAUGCUAAAUAUUUUCGUCCAACCGAAGUUGAACUCCUGUUAGGCGACGCCACCAAAGCCAAAACUGUUCUCGGAUGGGUCCCCAAAGUGAAUUUCGAGCAACUGGUCUACGAUAUGAUGGAAGCCGAUUUGGCGCUCAUGAAGAAAAACCCGUCGGCCUAA